AUGCUUAGACAACUUCAUCUUACUCUUCCUUUUACCGAUGUGAUAGAACAAAUGCCAAAUUAUGAAAAGUUCCUUAAGGAGAUCUUGAGGGGAAAAAGAACAUGUGAUGUGGCAAAAACGGUUAACUUGAUCGAGAAUUGUAGUGCAAUCAUAAUGACCAAAAUCCCACCCAAGUUGAAGGAUCCCAGAAACUUUUAUAUCCCUUAUGCUAUUUAUAAAAUGCAAAUUGAUAAUGCUUUGUGUGACUUGGGAGCUAGUGUUAGCAUUAUGCCAUACUCUCUAUAUCAAAGACUAGAGAAGGGAGAACUUUUACCUACUAACAUUACUUUGCAAUUAGCCGAUAGAUCAAUUAGGAUUCCAAGGGGCAAGGUAGAGGAUGUUACCUUAAGGGUAGGAAAGUUCAUCAUCCCGGUAGAUUUUUUUGUCCUUGAUAUAGAUGAGGAUUCUACAAUUCCUAUUAUUCUUGGUAGACCAUUUCUUGCUACUUCAGGUGCUUUGAUUGAUGUCAAAAGUGCUAAGAUUUAA
Chenopodium quinoa (quinoa) is the source of this 525-nucleotide messenger RNA. RefSeq lists its product as uncharacterized. The record is from RefSeq and is a predicted model, not a curated record. NCBI's taxonomy places the organism in Eukaryota, Viridiplantae, Streptophyta, Magnoliopsida, Caryophyllales, Amaranthaceae. The transcript has a single exon. The coding region runs from base 1 to 525 and encodes 174 amino acids.